CACCGUUGCACAACCAGUCCCACUGUUCCAUCAUUCAGAGGUUAUGGAUCAACCACAAGAGAAACGUCAACGUGUGCAUAUUGCAACAAUGGAGCAUUGUCAAUAUUUCGUGAAAAGAAAAAAAAGAUACUGCAGGAUGACUGUGAAGAAAGGAAAUAAAUUCUGUGGUGAGCACAUGGAGGUUUCUGGGGAAAUCACUGUGCAUGAAGAUAAAAAACGGGUCUUCUGUCCCAUUGAUAAUUCUCAUACCUGUUAUGAAUCGAGACUCGAGAAACAUUUGAAGGUUUGCAAUGCCAAGAAGAUGAUUGACGCCAAACCGGUGUAUAUUGUUGAUGGAAUUAACAGGGGAGAUGUUCUGGAGAAUCCCGAGCAUGUUUCUUUGAGUUUACUUGAAGAAAGCGUUGUUGAGUCGGUUAUCAGGAGGGUGGAAGCUGCGCAUGUUGAUUUACCCGAAAUUGAAGAGCUGAUCCUUCAACAUGAAGUCCUUGACUCCGAAGUCAAUAAUCCAAUUUAUGGGAGCAAUACUAGAAAGCAUUUGAUACAGAAUUCCUCGCUUUUGGGGCAUAUUAAUCGAGCGGGACUGGCUCGAGAAGACACUUGCUUCAUUGAAUUUGGGGCUGGCAAAGGAAAAUUAACGUAUUGGUUGGCUCAAAUGCUCAAAACCACAAAAAACAGCACAAUUGUCCUAGUAGAUCGUUCCAGUCACCGAAACAAAAAAGACAAUAAACUGAAGAAUGAAGAGACAAGCAUGAAUACAAUUCGUAUCCGUGCAGACAUUGCCGAUCUUGCAUUGAGUAAAAUUGAAGAAAUCAAGGGAAUCAAACACAAAGUCGCAAUUGCCAAGCAUUUAUGUGGAGCUGCGACUGACUUGACCAUACGCUGUUUAUCACGCCUUAUAGCAGAAGAUAUAAAUACCGAAGUAUCCGGUCUGGUAAUAGCCUUCUGCUGCCAUCACAGAUGCGAUUAUGCCUCAUACGUAGGAAAAAAUUAUCUCAAAAUGUAUGGUUUCACUGCUGACGAAUUUCCGAUUUUAUGCAGCAUCGCAAGUUGGGCCACUUGUGGCACUGGGAAGAACAGAGAUGCAUUGAAUGACCCCACUCAGGAGGUAAAAUUAGCGAAGAGAGAGUCGACAGGAAGAAAAGUCAAGGCGAUAUUGAAUUGGGGUAGGAUACAGCACCUGAAGAGCCUUGGAUUUGACAGUCGUCUGUACUAUUAUACCACCCCGGAAGUUUCCUUGGAGAACGCGUGUGUUAUAGCAACCCGAAAACCAGCAGAAGCUCAAUAGAAAGAGAUUGCAUGAGAUACUCGAUAAAAUAAAUCAAAAUUAUCAUUUUCA
Messenger RNA from Diachasma alloeum, 1336 nucleotides. Its product is annotated as tRNA:m(4)X modification enzyme TRM13 homolog. The record is from RefSeq and is a predicted model, not a curated record. Gene Ontology annotation, biological process: tRNA methylation. The coding region runs from base 44 to 1285 and encodes 413 amino acids. NCBI's taxonomy places the organism in Eukaryota, Metazoa, Arthropoda, Insecta, Hymenoptera, Braconidae. The transcript is spliced from 6 exons.